AUGCUCUGGGUCUUGAAACAAGGCAUAAACCCAAUUCCAAACCCAACAAUCUUGCACAGCAAUUCGAUUGGCUUUUUGUUCAUUUCUAUCCUCUCAGCCACCUACUUCUUGCUUGCCAACCCCAAGGAUAGCCGUGACUUCGUCAACGCCAAUGGCACCACGAAAAGCUUCUUCUCUCGUUUAUACGAGGCACUUCGCAUUAUGAUGCUGACCCGUGCAAUUAAUACACCUCGCCAAGUCAAGAAUGUCCCAGGCCCCCCAGCCUACUACGCCAAACGCGAUCCUAAGGUAAUUCCUCGAGGUCGCUUCUUGGUUCGCGAAACUUCAAUUGCCGUAUGGCAAUUCCUAGCAUUGAGUAUGUUUGAAACAUUAUCUGCCCAGGAAGCGUCGAAAAAGCCUGCGCCCGUAUCUUUCGAGGUACAGUGGUUUGUCCCAGUGGACCAAUGGGUCGAACGAAUUAUUUCGAAUGUCAUCACAUGGUUCGUUGUAGCCCGGAUCCUCAUCGAUCUCAACGCUCGCAUUUGUGCAAUUCUCUGUGUCGGUUUGGGGCUUGAUACUCCUGCAGAUUCUCCGCCCACUUUUAGGACUAUGGCGGAUGCAUAUUCUCUGAGGAAUUUCUGGGGAAAAUUCUGGCAUCAACUGCUUCGACAGCCUUUCACGUCACUCAGCAAUUUCAUUGCGCGCGAUGUGCUCUGCCUGCCUAGGUCGUCCCUGGUGGAACGAUACACCAACGUGUUUAUCGUUUGCUUCUUCUCGGGUCUGUUGCAUUUACUUGUCGAUAUUUUGGGAUGUGUUCCAGCCCAGGGGUCUGGGUCCAUGUUCUUCUUCCUCUCUUUUGUUUUGGGCUUCAUGAUCGAGGAUGGUGUCAAGGCGAUGUGGAAAAGUAUGUAUCCUCAAGCCAAGGAGUCCGCCGCCCGCCUCCGCUUUGGCAAAGAGCCCUUGGAUUUGUCUGGGUAAUGGUUUGGAUUGGUGUUGUGUCUACUGCCUACUUUGUACCGAUGCAGCGACCGGAAUCCCGGGCGCUGCUGGUACCUUUAACGUCUCAGAGUGGAUUGGUCUUCCUACUCUGGUGGGGAUUGUGGGCGUUGGUGCUGCUGCCUUGAAAUUUGUUUUCGAGGUUGAGCUGUAAGGAUAGUCGUCAAUUCUCGGUUUAUAUAAAUCCUGCCUAUGUGUGUUGAGGAUACUAUGGAGAUGUAUAUACGUUUCGAUGUCUACAGAACCAAGU
Penicillium canescens is the source of this 1225-nucleotide messenger RNA. RefSeq names its product wax synthase family protein. The transcript has 2 exons. Gene Ontology annotation, biological process: lipid metabolic process. Bases 1 to 957 code for a protein of 318 amino acids. The record is from RefSeq and is a predicted model, not a curated record. NCBI's taxonomy places the organism in Eukaryota, Fungi, Ascomycota, Eurotiomycetes, Eurotiales, Aspergillaceae.